AUUCUACAAAUCGGAUGGCGCACCAUACCUCGCGUCUAAAAAUUGAGCUGCUUCUUCUGUUUCUGUCAUGGCGUUCUCUUCCUGGUUCUCUCGUUUCCGUUCUUCUUCGAAGAACAUGUACAGGAUUCUCCAGAGCUCUUCAAUCCACAAUUGUCGCUCGCAGAACACAUACCUUGCUGAGGUCCUGGCUUUGGAGGGGAGGAGGCCACUCCGGUCAUGGUCAAGCUCUCUUCUUCCUCUGGCCAUUGCGGUUUCGGCUGGAUCACUUACCCUGGACUUCCAAAGAAACCCUUCGAUGUGCGAUAUCGCUGCCGGUGCCGAUGAUUACCGAGGUGGCACAGUUGGGGGCAAAAGUAGCACCGAACUUGUCGUGAAAGGUACUCACAAGGAUGUCCCCCAAGAACUUAUUGAAGAACUGAAGGCCAUAUGUGGGGAAAACUUGACAUUGGAUUACGACGAGAGAUACUUUCACGGGAAACCUCAGAACAGCUUUCACAAAGCUGUGAAUAUACCGGACGUGGUUGUUUUUCCAAGGUCUGAAGAGGAAGUGUCCAAGAUUGUCAUAUCAUGUAACAAUCAUAAGCAGGUUCCUAUUGUGCCAUAUGGAGGGGCUACAUCAAUUGAGGGUCACACCUUGUCUCCGAAUGGAGGUGUAUGCAUUGACAUGACAUUGAUGAAGACUGUUAAGUCACUACACAUUGAGGACAUGGAUGUAGUUGUUGAACCUGGGAUUGGAUGGAUGGAGCUUAAUGAGUACCUGGAGCCUUAUGGUCUUUUCUUUCCACUUGAUCCAGGGCCUGGUGCAACCAUUGGAGGCAUGUGUGCUACACGUUGCUCUGGUUCUUUAGCUGUAAGGUAUGGAACAAUGCGUGACAAUGUCAUCAAUCUCAAGGUUAUUCUAGCAAAUGGGGAGAUAGUCAAGACAGGUUCUCGUGCAAGAAAGAGUGCUGCAGGAUAUGACCUGACUCGGCUGAUGAUUGGGAGUGAAGGAACCUUGGGUGUAAUAACAGAAGUUACUCUACGGCUUCAAAAAAUUCCCCAAUACUCUGUGGUUGCAAUGUGCAAUUUUCCCACAAUCAAAGAUGCGGCUGAUGUAGCUAUUGCCACUAUGCUUUCUGGGAUACAGGUAUCAAGAGUAGAGCUGUUGGAUGAUGUUAUGGUGAAGGCAAUCAAUCUUGCCAACGGGAAAAAUUUGCCUGAAGUUCCAACACUAUUGUUUGAAUUUAUAGGCACAGAAGCAUAUGCACGCGAGCAGACAUCAAUUGUUCAAAAGAUUGUUUCUGAGCACAACGGCUCUGAUUUUGAUUUUGCUGAAGAGCCUGAGGCCAAGAAGGAACUUUGGAAGAUAAGGAAGGAAGCACUAUGGGCUUGCUUUGCUAUGAAACCCAACUUUGAAGCAAUGAUUACGGAUGUAUGUGUCCCUUUGUCACAUCUUGCAGAAUUAAUAUCAAAAUCCAAAGAAGAGCUUCAAGCAUCGUCAUUAGUGUGUACUGUUAUUGCUCAUGCCGGUGAUGGGAAUUUCCACACACUGAUUCUAUUUGAUCCCAAUAAAGAAGAAGAACGGCAGGAAGCAGAGAGACUAAACCAGCUCAUGGUCCAAACUGCCUUAUCAAUGGAAGGUACAUGCACUGGGGAACAUGGUGUUGGCACUGGGAAAAUGAAGUACCUUGAGAAGGAACUUGGAAUGGAGAACUUGAGAACAAUGAAGAGAAUAAAAGCAGUUUUAGAUCCCAACAAUAUCAUGAACCCAGGAAAGCUGAUUCCUCCUCAUGUUUGUUUCUAGGCUCUACAUGUACAUGUAUAUUCAUAUUUUCGAACAUUCUUCCUUGAGGUUGCAGAAACUGCAUGUCUGUAGUAGGAGCCUCUAUGGCCUCACCAAAUUGAAUUUCAUGUAGAGUUUGCAAACUGCACUUUUCUUAGUUCUCCUAGUUAGGUUUCCUAUCUGUUUUCUGUGGCUAGAAAUUUUGUUCCUUGUGAAUAUGUCAACUAAGAAAUGCUUUCCUGCAACAAUCUCAACUGGAUGGAGGGUCUUGGUCUAAUGGUGGCGCUCCCAGCUCCAAUGGCUAUGUUCACAUGUAUACACAUGGAGAAGGGAAAGUGCAUUUCUGUCCUAAGCCACAAUGGUACUUGAACUCGUUGAUUUAGCUCUCAAAGAUCGGUUAUUGGAUUAUGAUAUCGUCCAAUCAGUGCAAGAGGUUUGAGGGUUUCACCAUGCUUUGCUUUUUCAUUCCUAUCCUACAGAAGUUGCAGUGGAUCUGCUUACCAAAAGAAAUGGUUGCACAUCAGUGGGAUGAUAAGUUGAUCAAACAACAUACUAAUUUUCAGAAGACAGCCAGUCGCCAAUAUGUACAAGUGCACACGAAAAAAAAAAAAAAAACUUUGAGAAUGAAUUUGACAUGAUCUAUUAUCAUCUAUAGAUAGGGGUUGAAAUGGUGGAGAAAGUAAAGACAGAUUUGGUAGAGCUAUAGAUACAAAACCUCUCUUUCAAAAGGUAUGCCAUCUAUAUAUAUGAGCUGAAGGCCUCACCAUCUGUAAAACCACAAAAUAAAUGCCCUGCAGGACACUUGAUGACAAGAGGGGUCAAAGGUAUUCUAGUUAUUAUUUGAAAACACUUGAAUCCAUUAUUAAGAGCAACAACCAUUAUUUGCUUUUA
Messenger RNA from Nelumbo nucifera (sacred lotus), 2653 nucleotides. RefSeq names its product FAD-linked oxidases family protein. Gene Ontology annotation, biological process: lactate catabolic process. Lineage: Eukaryota; Viridiplantae; Streptophyta; Magnoliopsida; Proteales; Nelumbonaceae. Gene Ontology annotation, molecular function: D-lactate dehydrogenase (NAD+) activity; FAD binding; D-lactate dehydrogenase (cytochrome) activity. The record is from RefSeq and is a predicted model, not a curated record. Gene Ontology annotation, cellular component: mitochondrion.